Molecule: messenger RNA, 1782 nt
Organism: Chrysochloris asiatica (Cape golden mole)
Lineage: Eukaryota; Metazoa; Chordata; Mammalia; Afrosoricida; Chrysochloridae
Gene: AOAH
Product: acyloxyacyl hydrolase (neutrophil)
Exons: 23
Coding region: 1-1782 (593 amino acids)
Biological process (GO): lipopolysaccharide catabolic process; negative regulation of inflammatory response
Molecular function (GO): calcium ion binding; acyloxyacyl hydrolase activity
Source: RefSeq, a predicted model, not a curated record
AUGAAGUUCCACUGGAAAACCAUUUUGGUGGCUCCUCUGUUCCUCCUUCUGCCGCUUCAUUCCUCAGCUUCUUCGAUCUACAAAGACCAGCCUACCAUCAACAAUUCCAGCAAGUAUUACUGUUUAGCUUCUUCGAUCUACAAAGACCAGCCUACCAUCAACAAUUCCAGCAAGUAUUACUGUUUAGGAUGUGUGCUGGUGGUAUCUGUGAUUGAACAGCUUGCUCAGGUGCACAACUCGACAACCCAGGCUGCUAUGGAAAAACUGUGCAGCUACCUGCCUGAAAAAAUGUUCUUGAAAGCGACCUGCUAUUUAGUGGUUGAGCUGUAUGGAUCAGACAUCAUAAAACUGCUUAACAAAGAUAUAAAUGCUGACGUGGUGUGCCACACUCUGAAGUUUUGUAAACAGAACCCUGGUCAGCCAUUAUGUCAUCUCUACCCGAUUCCUAAGGCAACCUGGAAAUUUACACUAAAGAAGGCAAGAAACAUUAUCAAGAAACCCCAGAUUCUGAAAUAUCCUGGACAUGAUUUUAAUAUUUGUUCACUUCCAUUUAUUUCCAAGAUCUGCCAGGAAAUUAAAACAGUUUUUAAAAGUUCUGUGCCAUUCCAAGAUGCAGACUCAGACAAAUACAGUGUUUUCCCGACACUGCGGGGCUACCACUGGCGAGGGCGAGACUGCAAUGACCAUGACAACAUGACAUACCCAGGCAGAAGGCCAGUCAACUGGGAUGCACAUCAAGAUUCAAACUGCAAUGGCAUCUGGGGUAUUGAUCCAAAAGAUGGGAUCCCAUACGAGAAGAAAUUCUGUGAAGGUUCACAGCCCAGGGGAAUCAUUCUGCUGGGCGACUCCGCUGGGGCUCAUUUCCAUAUCGCUCCUGAAUGGAUCACAGCUUCGCAGAUGUCUUUGCACUCCUUCCUCAAUUUGCCAACAGCACUUGCUGAUGAGCUCAACUGGCCCCAGCUCUCUGGCACUACUGGAUUCCUGGACUCGGGCAUUGGCGUGAUGGUUAAAAAUCUAUAUAUUCUUAUUUGGAAAAUCAAUAACUUUAAUUAUUUUCUUAAUUUUAAUUAUUCAGGUGCAUCUUCCCAGAACAUGAAGACACUUAUAGAAAGUUUGUCUAGGAACCAACUGUUGGACCACCCAGCCAUUGUCAUAUAUGCCAUGAUUGGAAAUGAUGUCUGCAAUGGGAAACCUGAUCCAGUCCCAGAAAUGACCACUCCUGAGAAACUGUACUCAAAGCUCAUGCAGACUCUGACGUAUCUAAAUUCUCAUCUGUCCAAUGGCAGCCAUGUUGUUAUCUACGGCUUAGCAAAUGGAAGCUUUCUCUGGGAUCAUUUGUACAACAGAUAUCAUCCUCUCGGCCAGCUAAAUAAAGACGUGACCUACGCACAGUUCUACGCCUUCCUGAGCUGCCUUCAGGUCAACCCUUGUCAUGGCUGGAUGUCUGCUAACAAAACACUCCGGGAUCUCACUUCAGAGAGAGCAAAGCAACUCUCCAACACCCUGAGAAAAAUUGCAACCUAUGAGAAAUUUACAAACUUCAAUCUCUUCUACCUGGAUUUUGACUUCCAAAAAAUUGUGGAGGAGUGGCAGAUAAUAGGUGGGCAGCCCUGGCAGCUCAUUGAACCCGUCGAUGGAUUUCACCCCAAUGAGGUGGCUUCGCUGCUGCUUGCAGAUCAGUUAUGGAAGAAGCUGCAGCUCCAGUUGCCUGAAGUCCUGGGAAAGGAAAAUCCAUUCAACCCUCAGAUUGAAGACGUGUUUGGAGAUCAAGGGGGGCACUGA